Messenger RNA from Pogona vitticeps (central bearded dragon), 6847 nucleotides. NCBI's taxonomy places the organism in Eukaryota, Metazoa, Chordata, Lepidosauria, Squamata, Agamidae. The record is from RefSeq and is a predicted model, not a curated record.
UGGGAACAGGAAAAUUGGAAUCCCAGUAUUGCCUUUGUUGUUGGGAGCCAACCUGAAGAUGAACUUCAUAUAAAGGCUCUAUCGCUUGCUGUGCAGGUGCCACAGAGAAGGCUCUUUGGUGUUGUGUCCUGGGAAGAAAUCUUGGCACAGAUCAUGGAAGCUGGAGAUGUAAAAGCAAAGAAGGUCAAAGAAAAAGAAACACCGCUUUAUUACGAGGUGAUAGAAACAGCAAAAAGCAUUAUGGAUAGUGGGGAACAGCUUCCUGUAACUUUAAUUGGAAAAUUAAUUAAGUAUCAAAUGCUUUGCAUCAAACAGAAAGAUAUGCAGAGAAGGGCUGCUGACAAAAAGCUAGUUGAAGACCGAGAAAAGGAAAAAGAAGACAAAGCGAAAGGGAAAGGGAAACCUGCCAACAAGAAGGAGAAGCCUGCCAGUGCCAAAUCUGGUGGAAAAGGAGGAAAAGGAAAGAAGGCAUCAGAUUCACCAAAUGUAUCUGCAAGUACCAUUAAAAAAGACACGAAGCUUAAACGACGUGGAGAAGAGGAUGAUCUUGAUAAAUACAUUGAUGAUGAACCAGAUGAUGGUGCUGAGUAUUAUUUCAUAGUUUGUGGUUUUCACUACCCUCAACUUCUGCCUGUGCUUUCUGAUCUUGGAGUAAAUGUUGGAAGUGUCAUAAAAAUUUCUUCUGACAAUUAUGAGCCACUGCAGACCUACCUGGAAGGGAUUGCUUUGCAAGACGAACCACUUCUUCCACAAGAAGUUGUAGAAGCUGAAAAGAAGAAGAAGGAAAAAAUUGCUAAGGACCUGGAAAUUUUUUGGAAAUACUUAGAAGCAGUUCUGAACAGUGGAAAACCAGGAUCAAAUCUCUUUCAGAUUGCUAGACUUCAUCAUCUUGUCCAUGAGUCUACAUUUCCUGCUGACUGGAGUAACAAUGACAUGAUGCUUGAAUGUGGAACAGACCUCUUUGAAAGUGUGGCAUGUUUAAUAUAUGACUGCCUGGACUGGAGAAGACAACAUCAGCACUAUUUGAAAUCCACCAAAUUGAUUAAUGUUCCUGUAGUGGAAAAGAAGAGCAAACUGGCAGCAGAGGUGCAACCCACAGCACCAACUGUUGUUUCAAGGAAGAAACAGGCUACAGAAGAACUUGUUGCACCACUAGUUUUAACAACAGAUGUGGAUAUGAGAUAUUAUAAUGAUCUUCUAAGCUCUGUCCCUGAAGAGAUAGUUUCUGUUGCCUUGAUACUGAAUUGCAUGCUGCAGCAGGUUGUUGCUUCAGAAGAGAAUCUUACGCCACCAAGUCUGGUGGUUCCAGAGCCACGUGAAGAUGGACUUGAUCACACCAUUGCAAGUCAUAUUGUUUCAAUCCUGCCCUCUCUUGCCCUUCCUGAGAGUGAAAAAAAGAAUUUGUACAACUCCUACUACCCUGAAAAUGAAGAUAAAAUGAUGGCUGUCAGAUGGCCUCUUAUAAUGAAUUAUCAUGAUACUUUGUCUCAGAAGUUGCACUUCCUAAAGGUACAAGAUGGUCUUGACCCAGCAAAAAUUGAAGCUGAAUUGACAGACAAGUUGCCUUUGAGGGAUCUUCUUAAAUUUCCUCUUCCACCGCCUGGAAACAAUACCAGACGCCUUGCCAGGAUUCAUGAGCUAAUGCACUAUUGUACUAAUGAGCAGAUGAACUGGGCAGAAGUUGAGCGAGCUUUUAAAUUGUUUACUUUUGAAAGUUUGAGGCUGACAGAAGUAGAUAACUUUGGAUGCCUAGAAAGCCCUGGCACAAUGCUUGGUGGUGAUUAUGAGGUGUCCUAUAUCCCAUGGGAUAAUCCUGCUAGGUUUGCUAGACAACUGAGACAAGAGUUAGUUGGCAGGCGCGUGUCAGAAGAAAAUAAUAUAAACAGACCAGGUUGGAUUCCUGAUCCAAAUGGAAAUCAGCUAAGAAGUUCUUUUGAAAAUAAGGUCAUUCUGGAGGCAGAUUUAGCAGCAAUACAGAAGACCCAACAGCGAUGUUUGAAAGACUGGAGUUUUGCUGAACAUUUUCCGCCUGAUGUACUCUUCCAGGUUCUUCACAAGGCAACCCAGCAUUACAGGUGUAUUGAUUCCUACUAUCACACUCAAGAUAACUCUUUGCUGAUAGUUCUUCACAAUCCCAUGAACCAACGCCAUCAGUUUCAGGAGUUCUGGAAUAUAGCUUUGCAUUCUGACGUUGGAUUCAGGAAUUACUUGGAAUUGGUUGCCAGCUCCAUUGAUGAAUGGAUACUAAGAGAAGAAACUAAAUAUCAGGAAGAAAAAAUGGCAAAGGAGCUGGAAGCACUUAGAUUAGCUGCAGAGAUGGCAGAAAAACCACCGGUUGAAGUCAAGUCCCCUCCUACUGGAAAAAAAGGUGCUGCCUCUAAGAAAUCCAAAAGUCCUCCCAAAAGUAAAACUGAUGCUUCUCCAGAGCCUUCAGUUGAGAGUGAAAAAAAUAUUUUUAUCAGAGAUGACUCUCUGAAGGCUUGGAAGGAAGAGCAAGAGCGGUUGUUAGAGGAAGAACGUCUGAAAGAAUUAAAAAAAGCUGAGAAGAAGGAAAAAACCAGUGGCAAGAAAAAGGGUAAGGAGACAUCAGGUAAGGAAGCAUCAGCAUCUGAUGAAGGAAAGGCAUCAAAGAAGAAGUUGUCCAAAGAUAAAUCGAAAUCACCAUCGAAAUCACCAUCGAAAUCGCCAGAAUCGGCAAAAUCACCAGAAGUUGAAGAUCAUUCAAAGCUAAACAAACAAAGCAGACAUAAUAUCCCUCCUCCGCCUCCAGAGAAAGACUAUGAGUUUCUUGGAUACAAUAUGGGCGAGAAUCCCAUUCAAGUUGCUGGAACUAUCCGAUACCUCUUCCCUACCGAUGGAGGGCAGAUCCAAGCAGAAAAGAUAACGUUUGAAAAAGGGUCAACCUUGGUCAAAGUGAAGGUCAUAAAGGAUAAUCACAGUUUCUUCAUUCAUAUCAUAGACCCCCAGAAAAUCCCUGAAGAAAGUAAAACUGAAGGAGAAAGUCCUGAGUGCCUAGAAGAACAACACACAGAGACAGAAGAACCAGUGCAUCAAGAGAAAGCUGUGAGCAAAUUUGGAUCAUUUUCUGCAACUUUAGAAAAUGACAUUCAUCUUUCCUUUAGUUACUAUGGAGCUUCAGGAAGCGCACCAGAUGAAAAGGAUCCGGAUUUAGCAACCAUUUUAUCUAUCCCUUCCGUAAAUGUGCCUACUUCUGCUCUCGUUGCCUCGGCUGUUUCUGCUGCGACUGUUUCUCCUACAGGAAAAACUAAGCCUAGUAAAGAAAAAUCAGCCAAAUCCGUACCAUCAGCCAAACUGAGCUCUCGCCUUACAGUGACUGGAUCACCAGAUGACUCUACAAAGCAAGAAGAAAAAAAGAACUUGCCCCUGGUCUUUGGAGCAGAGCUCAAGGAGGACUACAUUCUAGGUGUCACUACUCUUGAUGAAAAGGAUCCGGAUUUAGCAACCAUUUUAUCUAUCCCUUCCGUAAAUGUGCCUACUUCUGCUCUCGUUGCCUCGGCUGUUUCUGCUGCGACUGUUUCUCCUACAGGAAAAACUAAGCCUAGUAAAGAAAAAUCAGCCAAAUCCGUACCAUCAGCCAAACUGAGCUCUCGCCUUACAGUGACUGGAUCACCAGAUGACUCUACAAAGCAAGAAGAAAAAAAGAUAGAAGCAGAUGAAGCAGCCCAAAGACAAUUUAUUUCAGAUAACCAGGAUUUCAAUACUUUGAACCUGUCCUGUCCCAAUGGAUUGGUGUUGACCUUUUUUGGUCAAAAGUUCACAGGUGAGGAAAAGGGAGACAAAGUCAAGAAUGAUGACGAUGAAAACAGAAUAGAUGAUACUAAAUUGGAUGAGGCUAACAUGGAUGAAAUCAAGCCACAAGAGAUCAAAGCAGAACAAGUGAAGAGCAAUGAGGCCAGAGAGAGCAAGACCAAAGCAAAUGAAGACAAGGAGGAUGAAGCCAGAGCUGCUGAUGGAUCUGUGGUGCAGAGUCCGACAGGGAAUGAGGCCAACGAAGACAAGGCUGAGUCUGAAACAGAGAAAGACAAAGCAGAUAAGGCUAAAGAAUCUACUGUUGAAAUACUGAUUAGGCAGAGUUAUCCCCAAAGAGUGAAACAUUCACAGCUGCAGAAAACAGUGAACAAGCCAGUAGAACAGGAAGUGUCUAGAAUUAUUACCAGACAAGGGACUGUUAUAAAGAAUAUGUUGGAUGGAUCCACCCAGAUAUUGUUUGCUGAUGGCACAGUGAUCAGGAGCCCUGACUCUGGUCCAGUGAUUCCACCCCCACCUGCACCUAGUACACCACACACAGAAGUUGUGCCUUCUCCUGAAAUAAGCACGAAGAAAAAUAGGAAGAAUACUAAGGGUGGUCUUGCACCAAAGGCUGAAGCAGUUGAAACAGUUGUUCCAGAUCAUCUGUCUGAUUCGGAACAUUCUCCUGAAGUUCUGGCAGGCACAUGGAUAACCACUACUCCAAUAGGUGUACAAAUAGGCACCAAGGGAUCCGAGAUACUUGAUCUGAAGCCACUAUUGGCAUACCAGGCCACUGACCCAGUUAAUGGAACGGUGAUGAUAACAAGAGAAGAUAGAGUAGUUGUGGUAGAGAAAAAUGAUAGUUCCAGAAUAGUAGAUCAUGCUGAUGGCACCAGAAUAACCACGUUCUUCCAAGAAUGUAUUGAAACUGUGGUGCCUAAUGGGAGUGAAGAGACAGAAAAUAACCCUGAAUCCAUCACAAGGAAAGUGAAGUGUAUGCGUGUAGAAAAUCCAGAUUUUGCAACGGUCAUAACAAACUGUGAGGAUAGCACCUGCUGUGCUAUCUUCGCUGAUGGGACAUCGGUUAUAUCAAAGCCACAAGGAACAUACCAAAUAUUGCCCAUGAACAAAGGCUGCCUCUUUAUCGAUGAAAAUUGUUCUGCCGUGUAUUCUCCAGAAGCAUUUGAAAAAAGUGCAUGUGAACUUAUAUCCAAAGUUGAGGAUCAGCAAGUGGGGAAAUACAUUAUGAAACAUAAUUCCAGCAUUGUCUGUGAAGUGGUGGACCCUGAGGGAAAUAUUUUCAAGGUCAUGGCUGAUGGCAGCACAUCUGAAUUCAUUGCCACAAUUGAUUCUGAUGAAAAUAAACCAGAACCCACAGAUAUGCAGAUUCCAGUCAUAUAUGGGGAACAUGCACCCAGAUUCUUCAUUGUCUACGCUGAUGGCUCAGGGACCGAACUCCUUCGUACCAGGGACGCAGAAGAAUACCUGGCUCUGGCAUAUGGCAAUCCCGUUGUAGCAGUUCUGCAGGAGCCAAUACAAGAAUGUCCAGAAGCAAAUUUAAAUUUGCAGUUCAAUUUUGGAUUGUUCAGGUACCUUCACCAUAUACUACGAUAUAGGAAGACUCCAGGUCCUCCAUUUGGAAUGCAUGCUUGGAAAGGUCUGUCCAUAGAGUUCAAGGCAUUAGCAGAUUCUCCUGCACCUGUACGGAAAUGUCCAAAUGUACUCCAGAUUCGCCGGUUGAUCCAGUAUGAGCCAGUCACUGAUGAACUAAGGCACAGACUGCAGCUUUCUGUCAAGGAGUACAUUGACAAAAUCAUAAAACAAGAAGAUGAAAUGCAAGAGAUGACCAUUAAAGAUCCAAGAAUGGAAGAGGAGAAGGAAAAUGCUGCAGACCUUCUCAAGCUAGUUAUGUCUUUCCCUGCUCUUGAAGAAACUUCAGAUCUCUGUACUAGAGCUCAGAUUGCAGAGAUAUAUGAGCAUGCAGUAACUUCUCAUCUACAAAAUCUACCAGGGGAGACACUCCUAAGGAAAACAGAAGAAUAUUGGCAGACGUUUCGCCAGGAAGGGGAAGUGCAGGUAUCUGUCUGGCAGGUCAAGUUAGCACAGACCAGGCAAGAACUUGAGAAUGGAAAGGAAUGUCUUACGAAGAUAAGGAACAAAGUAAUCCCUCCCUACUUCAAAUCAGAAUUUGGCAUGGAAUUUCUACAAAAGGAGCUUCCUGAUAUCGAGCAUCUUUCAAAAAUGCUUCCGCCAUUCCCAGGGAAAGAAAAUAAGGAACCAUUGCUGAGUACAAUUACAGAAUCUAUUGAAAGCAAAACUGCUGGAUACAGUUCAGAAGAUCACUCCACCAAGCAUUCUGGAGAUUUACACCCUGAUCUAUCAGUUGGCUCUUCAAUCUGUGCUGCGGUCUAUCCAGCUCUCUCUGGAACAGAAGGAGACACAACUGACAAUAAAUUGGAGCUCCUCAUCCAGCCAAAGAUCCAGUCUCUUUUGGUGAAUGCGGCAGGAUCACCAAGGAAAGAGAAGGUGAAACUGCCCUCAUCCAUACAGAGGGUCAAGCCACUGUCUCUGCCCAGGCAAAAGGAUGAAGGCCCUGUUUCUGGCAAAGUCCGUACAUGCUCUGUUGCAGCAGCUUCCCAGCAACUGUCAGGUUUCCUUCUUACCCCACCUAAGGUGAUAUUUGGAGUUCUUAAGGAGGGCUCCACCUAUGCAGCUACAGUGAUCUUGAAGAACAUCGGAAUGGAUUUCUGCAGGUUUCGAGUGAAACAACCACCUCCUUCUACUGGAUUGCGAGUGACCUACACCCCUGGACCUAUAGCUGCUGGGCUGCAGACUGAGCUGGAAGUAGAGAUUUUUGCCAUGGCCAUUGGGGUGGAAGGAGAUGAGGGCUUUGGGAAAAUCAGCCAUCGGGUUGAAAUUUACACAGAAACAGAAAUACUUUUCCUUCCUGUAGAAGCAACAGUCUUAACAGGCAACCUCUAUGACCAAAGAUCACCAAAUUUCCCACAAGGGACAAACACCUCCACUGUCCGUCUGGUUUCAACAAGUCCAGUCUCUCGUUUUAGAGUUACACUACCUCACAAGCUUCCUGCUUAGU